AUGUGUGCAACUUCUCUCGAUGAACGUAAUAAAGUGGAUACAUGUGGUGGUAUUGAUACAUAUUCAAUGUAUAUUAAAAAAUCAUAUUAUUUAAAUCAUGGUCAUUUAUUACAUUAUCAAAUUGAAUUUUAUGCAUGUGAAAAAUGGAAAGCAAUUAAUAAUGUUAAAAUGAAUACUAUUGAUAUGACAAAAUCAUCAUCGUUACUUGAUCAAAUGUCAACAUUAAAUACAAUUGAAAAAUGUGCAGCAAAAUGUCUUGAUCAAAAUAUUACAACAGAAUUUCUAGCAUUUAAUGGUGAACAAACAUGUAUCUGUAUGUCUCAUCAGUCAUCAUUUUCUACAUUAUCUCGACAACGAUUUCGUGAUUUAUAUGUUGAUGUACUUUCAAAUUCAUCAUGUAAUAAAUAUUGUAAAAAUUCAAAUGGUAAUGAUAUGUAUAAUUGUGGUUCAACAAGUGAUCCAAAAAUAUUUGCUAUUUAUCAUUUAAAUGGUUCAUGUCCAAAUGAAAGUACAUAUAUAUCAGAAAUAAAUCAAUGUGUAAUAAAACAAUAUUCUAGUUAUUAUUCAUUUUCAACAUGUCCAUUAUCAAUGAAAGAAUAUGUUUAUGAUGGAUCCAUAGAAUGGUCAAAAUAUUUAAAAAUAUUAGAUAAAUUACAAUUGUAUAAUGAUCGUGUUAUAAUUAAUUUUGACAAUUCUAUAACGCCUAAUAUAACGUGGAAAUGUGGACAAAUAUCAAGUUCAACAACAUCAUCGGUAGGUGCUUCGUCAUAUUUCAUGUUUCCAGGAGGAAGUAUGUGGAAUAGAAUAAAAACAGCAGAAAAAAAAUCCUAUUUUGUAUUGAAUGGAUGUUUAAAAGAAACAGAAAUACUAUCGUAUAGAAGUGAUUAUCGACUAUGUUUAGCAAAUCCAUUAGAAAGAUUUACAGCAGCAGAUAAUUCAUCUUAUAUUCUUGUUAUUAAUCAAUUACAAAAGUUUUGUGCACAAGGUUGGAUUGACAUAAACAAUCGUUGUUUUAAAAUGACAAAAGAGGAAAAGUCGAUCUCGACAGCUAAAAAUAUUUGCAUUUCAAAUAAUGAUCGUGACAGAAAUGAAAUUGAUUUAAUGUCAACAAGAUCACCAAUUACGGUGGAUGAUAUAAAAUCACCAGAAAUGAAUUCCAUGCCAUCUGGACGUCCAUUAGAAUAUGAAUCAGAAUGGGAAGCAAGACUUGGGUUCUAUUUGUUGGAUGAAGAGAUAAUGCAAGAUAAAAAAGAAAUUAAAGUAGAUGAAAAUGAUCAAGAUUCUGUACUACCAAAUUCAAAUCCAAAUCCAUACUAUGAUUCUGAUUAUGAUUAUGAUACAAUGGCAUCGACUCGCAAUGGCCGCCACCAAUUAUUACCAAGAGACGGUAAAAGUUUUUCAGCUUCAAUUUAUGAAUAUUAUGUACUAGAUAUCAAGGAAUCAGUUCAAAAUAGUAGUCGUUCAACUGAUGAAAAAUGCAUGUUAGUAACGAGAGCAAGCGAAGGUUAUGAAAAACCCAAAAUUACCGUUUCACAACUGACAGAUAUAUUUUCAACAAAACGCAAUAACUGCUCACAGCCAAGACACGUUCUAUGUGAAACAAAUCCAGUUGUUAUCAAACAAAGUUUAUACGAAUGUUUUCAGAAGCCAUUUUACAUGGAUUUACCAGCAUUAAUCACAAAUCAGAUGACACAUGAACGUUGUCUAAGCACAUGUCAAGAAUUACAAACAAAAUUGGCCAUUAUCAAUAUAAAUAGGUGUUAUUGUGUUGCGAAUCGAAACGUUAUGAAUAUUACACAAAAUUUUCAACAAUAUAAAGCAAAGUUAUGCGGAAGUCCAUGCUCCGGCAAUUCUCAUGAACUAUGUGGUGAUAAAAACAUUAUCGUUAUAUUUCAAAUGGUUGAAACGCGUCGUACCUAUACAUAUCUCAAAACACCAGCCGAAGCAUAUCCCGAUUUCACUUUCCGUGAUUGUUUAACACUUGAUAGUAACUCUAUUCGAUUAAUACCCACAAUCCAAUUUACAAUCAAAUAUCGUAUGCAUCCACGACAUUGUUUGGCUCUCUGUUCAACCUAUGAACAAAAAUAUGCUCUUAUACAAAAUCGUACGUGUCUAUGUACUAAUAUCAAUGUUAUACAAUAUUUUGCUGAAACGGGAGAAAUAGCAACCGAAGGACAAAAUUGUGCAUUAGCAUGUGAUGGAAAUUAUUUAUAUAGUUGUGGAAGUGUACAGACUAAUAUCUAUUCACUGUAUAUAAUGCAACCAAAAUGUAAACAUGGUUAUGAAAUGGCUGAAAACUAUGAUCAAUGCGUUUAUAGUCAUUAUUCUUCUAAAACAAAGACUUAUCAGGAAGCUAUAGUCUAUUGUCAAGGGCAUGGUGGCACAUUAGCUGAAGUAAAUGAUAUUGUUGAAAUUCAAGACAUCUUGCCGGAUAGUAUAUUACACACACGUCUAAUGAAUCAUAUACUCAUAUUUUAUAAAUUUAAAUAUAUUAAUGAUACAAGAUAUUUUUGGCUUUCACGAACAACGUCGAAAUCAGAUAAUAACACCAUAUCCGAACGCAUACUGAAAUCAUGUAGUGACACGAAUUCAACAAAUUCAACAAUUGAUACUACUCAACAUUGCAUUGUUAUUAAAUAUAUCACAGAAACAGAUGGUGAUCAAGUGAGAUGUAUUGAAGAGUCAAAUAAAUGUGAAACCACGUUUGCUAUGCCGGUAUGUGUCGACAAACUAAAGCAAAAAUCAGAAAUCAAUAUCACAGACCCAAUAAAACAGGAUGUUAAUGUAUCUAAUGAAUUAAGUUGUGAUAUAGAAAAUUACCAUUACGUCGGUGAUUAUUGCUAUAAAGUGAAUCUACACGAACUAUCAUGGAUGGAUGCUGUUACUGAAUGUGAACGAGACCAAGCACAACUAUUUGUCCCGGAUAAAUCGAUUCAGAUCCAAUUGGUUCGGUCUCUACUUAGAAUGAAGAAUACCUAUACACCAAGUGGGCUUGUUCAUGUAGGUGUCUAUUAUGAUGCUCAACAACAAACUGUUUAUCAAUAUGCUUCAUCCGAAAAUAAUCAAAAAAUUGUUGUACCCGAUUCAAAUGCCAUUUAUGAUGUUUGUGAUAAAACAUUUCGAGAAACAUAUCAAAUUUUAAAUAAAACAGUAUCAUUUUCACGUACAAUAGGCGCACGUACAAUGACUGGUUGUGGUUACAUUGAUUACUCAUCAUCUGCAAGUCCUACCAUUCAAUGUGAUGAUAUCUUGUGUGCAAAACACGCUUCAUUUGUUUGUCAAAAACUACCAAAAAUUGUUACAAUGACCAUUCAAAAUGAACGGUAG
Messenger RNA from Didymodactylos carnosus, 3327 nucleotides. NCBI's taxonomy places the organism in Eukaryota, Metazoa, Rotifera, Eurotatoria, Philodinida, Philodinidae. The record is from the annotation of a GenBank genome assembly.